Molecule: messenger RNA, 2316 nt
Organism: Exophiala mesophila
Lineage: Eukaryota; Fungi; Ascomycota; Eurotiomycetes; Chaetothyriales; Herpotrichiellaceae
Exons: 2
Coding region: 366-1475 (369 amino acids)
Biological process (GO): 3'-UTR-mediated mRNA stabilization
Cellular component (GO): nucleus; cytoplasm
Molecular function (GO): mRNA 3'-UTR AU-rich region binding
Source: RefSeq, a predicted model, not a curated record
CUUAACACGAACAAAGGCUUCCAAAAACCUCAUCACCUUUCUAUCUCUUCACCUCCUUCCUCUACCUUCAUCUGAUCCAAAACAUCAUCCCUCAGCAACACUCUUCUCCUCACUCCACCCACCCUUCUCUUCUUCACCCUUCUCCCAGCUCACCUCCAGUUAUCGUCUACCCGAUCUCGCCUUUUCUCUCCCCCUUCUCUCGUGCGAAUCCGCCUUCUUCGCACUCCCCAAUUUCCCCUCCCCACAACCCACACAGAUCAUCUUUGCCUCCAGCCCAAUCUCGGUCCCAUCGCCACCGGAUUGACUCGUUCAUCUCCUGACUCUCUCCAUCCUUCCUCCAAGACCUCGCCUUCCUCUCGACAGCAAUGGCCUCCCCAGGAUCUCCCGUCGAUGCCAACCACAUUGACGACGCCACUCUAGCCGAGUCCAUGAAUCAGAUCGGUCUCAACGAUCGUGACAGCGAGCAACCCAAGACGGAGGAAGAAUACGCACAGUCACAAUUGACUCUUCGCGCCAUUGUCUCCACCAAGGAAGCUGGUGUCAUCAUUGGCAAGGCCGGCAAAAAUGUGGCUGAUCUGCGCGAGGAGACUGGCGUCAAAGCUGGCGUUAGCAAAGUGGUCCAGGGCGUUCAUGAUCGCGUUCUGACAGUCACUGGCCCUCUUUCUGGCAUCUCAAAGGCCUACGCUCUGGUGGCCAAAGGCUUACUUGAAGGCGCACCCCAAGUUGGCAUGGGAGGAGUUCUUCAAAACAACGGAACUCACCCCAUCCGCCUCUUGAUCUCCCACAAUCAAAUGGGCACAAUCAUUGGUCGCCAGGGUCUCAAAAUCAAGCAUAUUCAAGACGCUUCUGGCGUCCGCAUGGUCGCUCAGAAGGAAAUGCUCCCACAAUCAACUGAGCGAAUCGUCGAAGUCCAGGGUACCCCAGAGGGCAUCGACAAAGCUAUCUGGGAAAUCGGCAAGUGUUUGGUCGACGACUGGCAGCGUGGCACUGGAACCGUCCUCUACAACCCUGCAGUUCGAGUCCAAGUCGGAUCUGGCCCUCUCCCUCCUGCCGUUGGCGGUGCCGCCCCAGUGGCAAGCGGCGGCUACAGUGGAGGGAGUGGUGCCCGUUCUUUCAAUCGCACUGGCAAUGGAGCCGACUUUAGCGAAUCUCGAAGCUACAAUCGCAGCAAUGACGCCCCUCGCGGCGGUGGUAUCCCCACGGUCACUGAAGACGGCGAAGAGGUGCAAACCCAGAACAUCAGCAUCCCUGCCGAUAUGGUCGGCUGCAUCAUCGGCAGAGGUGGCUCCAAGAUCAGCGAGAUUCGCAAGAGUUCCGGUGCUAGGAUCUCGAUUGCCAAGGCUCCUCAUGACGAUACUGGCGAGAGGAUGUUCACCAUCAUGGGAAGUGCAAGCGCGAAUGAGAGGGCGUUGUACCUAUUGUACGAGAACUUGGAAGCCGAGAAGGGUCGCCGUCAACAGGUGUCAUCCGAGUAAAUGCUCGCAACAAAACUCGAAUACCUCCCGCCCACUGGCCUAGUGUGGUUGCGCAAACCCUCAUACCCUACGGCGCCUUCUGAGGUCCACACUCUCCUUGACACAGAUUGACUUUUUUCUUUUCUUGAUUGCCCGAUAACACACACCGGUGAAAAGCACAUGGCAUUGUUUCUCCUUUGGCGUCGAAUAGAUGGUGUCUUGCGCAAAGCGGCAUGAUGGAGCUUAUGAUACCACUUUAACCUUCUCGCCCUGGCCCGCGAGUUGACGAAUGACGACACGAGCUUGUAUUCAACAACCACACAAUCUCUCCCUCUAUCUCACUCUCACGCACGCACGCACGCGCACGCGCACCCCUUUUUUCUCUCUUAAUGAACCUGGCCCCUCUCGCCGGCGGUUGAAAGCCCCUCGAGUUUCCGAAUUUCCUGGUAUCAACCGAUACCGCGCCAUGAAAAUUGGAAGUAUGACAUCACCCAUGAGCGUCAAUCCCGGCGGUAUGGGCCUUGAGAUGCGCAUUGUAUCAAGCACCGACAGUCACCUUACCUCUCCCAUUCCUUCCGUCUCUCCCGGCUUAAGGCUGGGCCUUUGCAGAGAGCCGGGGCUGUACCUAUGCAGAAUGACUGCCGGCCAAGUUGAUCGGGGUGGAACGAAUAUCUGUGGAGCGAUGGAUUCUGCAGAGGGGACCAAUGUCAUCAGAAGAUAGUUCAGGUAGCUCUCGACUGGCUCUGGGUGGCUGAAUCUGCGCAGAGCAUGGUCGGGUCUCGUUAGUCAAAUGAUGACACUUUGCAACAUUGACCAUAGGGCAAGCAGUCUUAUUAGAAAAUAUGAGUCUGGUGAUCCGUUG